AUGGCUAAUCAGAGAGAGGUAAUUUCAAUGCAACCACCAGCAUGGAUGCUGGUAGCGGCACGAAAUGCUAUAAAAGUAUCAGGUGUCAACCCAGAAGAAGCAUUCGCUGCCAGGAUCCGUGACGCAAGGAAGCAGGCAAAAGCAGGUAGCAAACAGCACCAAGAAACAGAAAGCUUGCUAGCAAAGAAGCUAAGGGAACUGAUUCCGAAUUCAGUAUUGAAAUCUUCGGAUAGGUUUGAACAGGAGAAGGUCAGCGAAGAGUCCAGCGGCAAUGAGCGACAACUUGCAAAAACAAGCUCUACUCCUACCGUGGUCAUCCUUAAAAAGAUUAUACAAGCACCAGACAACAACAAGCGAAAGGAGGCAUUAAAAACCCCAGAAAAAUAUCAGGGUAAGAAAGUAAGGUUCCUUACUGAGCAGGUAGAAAAGGGCUCGUCACUGAAAGACGCUGCACGCCAAUCACAAAAGGCGGCAUCGACCACAACAGUAAACAAUCCAAAUCCCAAGGAGACCAUUACUAUAUCGUCGAAAUCACUAUCAUCUUCCCAGCCCAAAGUAGAGCAAUAUGCUGUACCCACAGACCUACCAGAAUGGUACACCUCCAUCUCCACUGAUAGCAUACACAUGAAGAACCUGUCCAAACGGCGGCCCCCUGCUCUCACAACCCUAGACGCCCUCAAAGACCUCGCCCGCCAAUGCGAAGAUGCCCCCAAAAAGAACCGAUCCAGUGAUCUCCCCAACCUCUACAACAAACUCCGCGAUCUCAUCCACAAGGCCGAAAUCACUCUCCCAGUAACCCCCUACAUGCUCCGCAAAACCUACAUGCUCUCCCCUCAAAACGGCCUCCCCCGAAUCUUCCGUGCCGAAGCAAGCUUCCCGCCAGACAUCAAAGCAGACAGCUAUCAACUCUACAAGCGCUGGUACGCCGGUAACCUAACCCAAGACCUCCUCCGCGGCAUCAUCACUAAAAAAUCCACAAACCGCUCCUCCGACUCCAUCUGCCCUGCCUACCGCUCCAAAUACCCUGUAACAGCAAAGUACAUCGGCCAAGGCGACCUCGUCCCCGGCCAAUGGUGGCCAACUCAACUCUGCGCCGUCCGCGACGGCGCCCACGGCACACCCCAAGGCGGCAUCUUCGGCAGCAAACCCCACGGCGCCUACUCAAUUGUCUUAUCCAGCGGAACCGGGUACUCCGACCUCGAUGAAGGGGAUACAAUCCAUUAUUCCGGCACCGAAAACAACGAUAACGCCGGGUCUGUCACGGAGAAUACAAAACACCUGCUUACGUCGCUGCAGACGCGGGAUCCGGUGCGGGUGCUGCGGUCUGCGCAGUUGGGGAAGGGGAAUAAGUAUCGGCCGGAGAGGGGGAUCAGGUAUGAUGGGUUGUAUGUGGUGCAGGGGUAUGAGGUGUUGGAUGAGAAGAAGGGGAUGCUGAGGUUUCGGCUGGAGAGGUGUGAGGGACAGGAGGGGAUCAGGUGGGAGGGGGAGGCGAGGAGGCCAACGGUGUAUGAGGUGAGGGAGUACGAGCGGUUGAAGGACGAGGGGGCGGGGAUGGGGGAUUGUUGA
Molecule: messenger RNA, 1566 nt
Organism: Bipolaris sorokiniana ND90Pr
Lineage: Eukaryota; Fungi; Ascomycota; Dothideomycetes; Pleosporales; Pleosporaceae
Exons: 1
Coding region: 1-1566 (521 amino acids)
Biological process (GO): negative regulation of gene expression via chromosomal CpG island methylation; protein ubiquitination
Molecular function (GO): ubiquitin protein ligase activity
Source: RefSeq, a predicted model, not a curated record